UUUUCAGAUAUUCAUCUGAACAUGCGCCAUUCUAAAUACAAUUUAGAAACCUCCACGACCAUAGCGAAAUCAGAGUUGUUCUGUAUCUGCUGUACACUGGUGUGAAUUUUCAUACAUAUAAUAUUUAUCUCAAUUUAUGAUGUCCAGAGUAGAAGAAGUCGAAGAAGUAGAGCAAUUGGAUAGCGGCAUGGGUAGUAGCGACGCACAUUCUCCCGAGGUGAAAUCGCUUCUUCCUGACGAUGAGGAUGACGAAGAGGAUGAAAGCUUGGCAGAACGAUUAUUGGGACUUACGGAAAUGUUUCCGGAAAAAGUACGAAACGUGGGAUAUAAUAUCGGCACUUGUUUAUGCAAUUGUAUGAAAGGAUUAUAUAUGUAUUCAUGUUCAGCAGCAUGGGUAUUCUUCAGCUCAUCUGCUAUUUUAUUUGCACCUAUAUUGUUUGAGAUAGAACGAGUACAAAUGGAAGAAGCACAACGGUCGCAACAGAAGCAGGUCUUGCUAGGACCUAGUAAAGCCAUGUCGAACGUGAAUGCUUCAAGUCUUCCAAUGGCUCCACCAGUUCAGCAAUAAUAGCAACGAUACCAUUGAUGUUGCAUUCAAAUUACCAUAAGUCGAACAUCCUGUUCACUGUUUAUAUUUAUAUUAGUAUAACUUGAAUCUAUUCUAAUAUCUCACUGAUAUCUACACAUUCGUAAGAUUAUCAUACUUGCUACAAAAAUCUAAAUGAUACAUAGAAGAAUGAAAUGAAUUAAAGCGAAUUUAAAAAUAAUAUCUACGCUACGUUUAUUCGUUUUUCGUUUUAGAAUAUCUGUUUUAUAUCAAAACGAAUUCACCAACAUUUUAUCAUAUCAAAUUUAAGCAUCGUAAUAUUUCCUUAUAAAAUAUUAGUAAAAUAACACUCCAUUUCAUGUAGUGCACCGUUAUCUAUAAUCUAUAAAAUCACUAAAUCCUUUCGUAAUGUUAGCACCUAUAAGGUAUCACAUGUUGUAUCAUAAGACGUUGAAUAAACAUAUAGUGAAGAAUGUUUUUCAA
Molecule: messenger RNA, 1030 nt
Organism: Bombus pascuorum
Lineage: Eukaryota; Metazoa; Arthropoda; Insecta; Hymenoptera; Apidae
Gene: mge
Product: mitochondrial import receptor subunit TOM22 homolog
Exons: 4
Coding region: 137-568 (143 amino acids)
Biological process (GO): intracellular protein transport
Cellular component (GO): mitochondrial outer membrane
Source: RefSeq, a predicted model, not a curated record